Messenger RNA from Echinostoma caproni, 291 nucleotides. The record is from the annotation of a GenBank genome assembly. NCBI's taxonomy places the organism in Eukaryota, Metazoa, Platyhelminthes, Trematoda, Plagiorchiida, Echinostomatidae.
AUGGAGUGGGCCGCCGCGAAGGACGCCCUGAUCGCGGGUUUUAACACCCCGGCUGACCACCAGCGGACGUUGCGGAGCUUCAGGACGGAGCAGCUCGGAACCGGCCUGGACCCCUUGUCGCAUGCUGUGGACCUGCGCGGCCUGUUGGAUGAUGCUGUGCGUUCGGAAUUACUGCUCCAUCGUUUUCUGGAGAGCCUGCCGAAAGAUUUGCGCGAGAUAGCAUGGAUAAUUAAUGCCGAGAAGACCAUGGAUGUAUUCAAACUGGUGGAUGUCCUGAGGGAGUUCAGUUGA